Endocarpon pusillum Z07020 is the source of this 636-nucleotide messenger RNA. RefSeq lists its product as uncharacterized. The record is from RefSeq and is a predicted model, not a curated record. Bases 1 to 636 code for a protein of 211 amino acids. NCBI's taxonomy places the organism in Eukaryota, Fungi, Ascomycota, Eurotiomycetes, Verrucariales, Verrucariaceae. The transcript has a single exon.
AUGGCCCCAUCAGAUGAACAGAAGAAACGGCCCAGCACAAACGGAGCACCUGAAGGUUAUCCGGUUGAACCUUCGUACACUGGAUCCGUACCCGAAUCAGCUUUAAUUCCUGAUAACCUACGCACAAGCUCUAAACCAGAGGAGCGAGGCAGACCCACUCAUCGAAACUCAGACCGUAAUCGCAGCACCAGCGGCCUUUCUGCUCCUUUACGUGAGAGCCAAGGUGCGGGCCAAGUGCGAGGCUUCAGCAAUAGUCACACAUGCACAGGGUGCCCACAGCCACGCAAUUCCGACGAGGUAGGAGGAGCCCAGACCACAGUUUCUGAUCCUGAGCGGCAGUCUCCAUCGUCAACAUCCGCGAACAGGUCUUCUACAGAUGACAACAAUGACAAACGCGACCAAGGCUUCAUGCUGGAGGAUUUCAUGAUAGACAUGUUCCUUACGCAACAACGCGCUCGCCUUGAAAAUACCCCCGUGUAUCGGGUUGUGUCCUGGUUGCCAGAGUAUUCCGCUUAUGGGCUUCAACUCUAUCACGACCCGGCCGGGAGGGCGCCCUUGUGGAUUAUGCGCAACUGGGCUGAGAUUCGGCUGUACAGCGAUGCGGUCGCCGACGAAAGGUCAGAGGAGAGUGACUGA